AUGAGUGGGUUGCCGAUGAUCAAAUGCUCAUCAUGUGGGAUUGACAUCGACAUCUUGCAACUGGCCGAUCAUGUGUGUGCAACAGCUCCUCUUUCAGCAGCUGGCUCAUCAACAACUUCUUCGCAAGCUCCGACGUCGCCAACACUCCAACGUGCUUCCACCUUUGGUGGUCCAUCAUUCAGCACGAGGUAUGAAAGCCAGACAGCUACGAGUCGCAUGCCGGCACCGCCCAGGAUCGACUCACAAGCAGCUAAUAAACCAUUCCGGCCCCUCGAGGUAUCGCCUUUGAGUAGCGCCUAUAGCGAUCCUAGAAGUCGUUCGCCGCUGCCCUUGGCGCCUCCAAAAUCUCCCUACGCCCUGAACCGAAGUGCAACCAGCCCAAUCCCGCCCUCUAUCUCGCCGCCCUCGCCGGACAUUUCUUCCAACAUGGACUCCGCGUUUCCUCGAUUCCCUACCAAUCGAGCAGCCACGCCACAGAGUGCGCGAUCGCAAGACCGGGAUAGGCUCGAUGCCACGUACAACCAGCGGUAUCCGGAGCCUAGUCCCCUCUUCGCACCUCUCAGUCCUCGCAUGAAUGGUGGAGAAAACGUCUCGAAACGCAUGGACAGCAUCGCUCCUGGCCCCUUCGACAGUCGACGCCCGAGCACAGCUAGUGUGCCCAGAUCGCCCUCGCAGGAGCCGCCACUUGGGCACCGGAGAUCGGAGACAAAGGGGAGCGUGAGUAGUGUUGGGAGCCGAUCAAAAUCACGGACAUCGGUGGCGUCAAAUACUUCGCGUGCUUCUGCAUAUUCUAACCGCAGCGUCGGCCUGUCUAGCCGCACAAAAUCUGGACCGUCUGCGGCGAUGCAGCCACCGCCUUUACCAGCUGCAGCCGACGAUAGUGAGGGCAUCGACGCUUUCCUAGGACGAUUGCAAAACGAGGCUAAACGACCAGGACAGUUGAGUCAAGACGAUAGAUCGAAGACAUACCCACUACGUAACGAGAGCCAAGAAAGGAGAAAGCCACCGCCACGACCAAGGAGGCCUUCAGAGAAAGAUUUGCCUCCAGCGAACAUUGCCGAGUAUAAGACGUCGGACUUUGCCCCUCGAUCGAACAACAAGGUUCCCAUGCGCAUCCCCAGUCGGACAGAAUCUGAAACAGGCGUCCCGAGAGGCCCUGGACCUGAGCGGAUAUUACAGCCACCAGCACCUGAUUACAGCGUUGACACGCCAUCUGGGGCUUUACACACUCCGUCCGAUUCGGGUUUGUCAGAUGACUCAUACGCCAGCUACACCACACGUAGCGUUGCUAGCUCUCGUUCAAGUCCACCUGGAUCCGAGGCAGGGCACUCGCGCAAUGUUUCCAGGAUCGGUCGUUCAGACUAUCUCGCGGAGGACGGAUUCCUGAGAACGGCAAGUCCUGAUUCGUUUGUCGAAUCAAGGGCCCCACCUCCUCAGGCUCAGGGUCGACGACCGCCUGCAAGCUACACACGCCCGAACCUACAUGAACCGAUUCCACGGAUCUUGUCACCUGGGUUCCCAAGUCCUAGCGCACCCGAAUCUCCAAUGGAUCCUGCCAUACAGUUGGGAGAUUUCUUUGAGAGACGCCCGCGAGCACAGGCUUCUCCAAUAGAUCCUGCUUUGAACAUUGGGCAGAGUCCUCCAAGACGAAGACCGGAGCCUGGACCACGACGAGAAGAGACUCGCCGUCCUACGCCUACAGCCAAAGGCAAUUGCCGUGGGUGUUCCGAGCCCAUCGUUGGCAAGUCUGUCAAAGACUCGUCGGGCCGCUUGCAAGGACGCUACCACAGGUCAUGUUUCGUUUGCCGGACGUGUGGCGACGGCUUCCCGACCGGGGAGUUCUAUGUACACGAGAACGCACCCUAUUGCGAGCAUCACUACCACAAGCUUAAUGGAUCUCUUUGCAACACAUGCAAUCGAGGUAUCGAGGGCCAAUACCUGGAGACAGAUGCACGGGAGAAAUUUCAUCCCAGAUGCUUCACAUGCACAACGUGUAGGAUCCCCUUGAGUGCGGAUUACUAUGAAGUUGGCGGGCGAAAAUUCUGUGAACGGCACGGUCAGCAGGCUGCAGCUCCACGCCAGAAUUACCUCGGACCUGGCGACUACCGGCCUCGAAACGUGCAGAAGCGUCGAACAAGGCUUUUAAUGAUGUGA
Molecule: messenger RNA, 2154 nt
Organism: Boeremia exigua
Lineage: Eukaryota; Fungi; Ascomycota; Dothideomycetes; Pleosporales; Didymellaceae
Exons: 3
Coding region: 1-2154 (717 amino acids)
Source: RefSeq, a predicted model, not a curated record